This is a messenger RNA of Sceloporus undulatus (fence lizard), 2782 nucleotides long. It is a transcript of the gene FLRT1, whose product is annotated as fibronectin leucine rich transmembrane protein 1. The transcript is spliced from 3 exons. Gene Ontology annotation, molecular function: protein binding. The coding region runs from base 365 to 2356 and encodes 663 amino acids. NCBI's taxonomy places the organism in Eukaryota, Metazoa, Chordata, Lepidosauria, Squamata, Phrynosomatidae. The record is from RefSeq and is a predicted model, not a curated record.
UUGCCUUAAAGCCUCCUCCUCCUUUUGGCUCUUGCAAAGGGCCUUUCUCUCCUUCUUGCAAGGCAGAGAGAGACGCCAUCGCCCCGGUGCUUCCCUUCGGAGGGCUCCGGAGCUCUAGAGGCAGGCAGAGGCUGGCAAGAGAGCCACCAGAGGAGGCAGCAGCUGCCAUUGCUUUGGAGCCCGCAAUGCUGGAGGAAGGCGGCUGCCUAGGCUGCCCAUCUCGCCUCGGAGGAUCCCUAGCCCUCCGGGAAGGAUCUGCUUAGGGGAUCCAGCCCAGAGGGAUCCAGGAGCCAGCUCCUUGGCCAGGGAUGCUCCGGAGGGAUCCAAAGGCGUAACCUCCGGAGAAGCUACCAUCCCACAGACCAUGGCGAGCACCUCGCCAACAGCCGCUGUGGUGACGGCCACCGUUGUGACCACAGCGGCUGCCAUGGACUUGCGUGACUGGCUCUUCCUCUGCUACGGCUUAGUGGCUUUUCUGAGCGAGGUGAUUGACAGCACCACCUGCCCGUCAGUCUGUCGCUGUGACAACGGAUUCAUUUAUUGCAAUGACCGGGGCCUGACCUCCAUCCCAGCUGAUAUCCCAGACGAUGCCACCACCCUCUACCUGCAAAACAAUCAGAUCAAUAACGCCGGCAUCCCUUCCACUUUGAAGAAGAAGCUCAACGUUCAGGUCAUCUACCUCUAUGAAAAUGACCUGGAUGAAUUCCCCAUCAACCUGCCACGUUCACUGAGGGAGCUUCAUCUCCAGGACAAUAAUGUCCGCACCAUCGCCCGGGACUCCUUGGCACGCAUCCCACUGCUGGAAAAGCUGCACCUGGAUGACAACUCCGUCUCCACCGUCAGCAUUGAAGACGACGCCUUUGCAGACAGCACGCGCCUCAAGUUGCUUUUUCUCUCCCGCAACCACCUCAGCAGCAUCCCCUCUGGCCUGCCCCGUACCCUGGAGGAACUCCGGCUGGAUGACAAUCGCAUCUCCACCAUUCCCCUCCAUGCCUUCAAGGGACUGAACAGCCUGCGGCGCCUAGUGCUCGAUGGCAACCUUUUGGCCAACCAGCGCAUUGCAGACGACACCUUCAGCCGCCUGCAGAACCUCAGCGAGCUCUCGCUGGUGCGGAACUCCCUGGCAGCUCCCCCUCUUAACCUUCCCAGUGCCCACCUGCAGAAGUUGUACCUCCAAGACAACGCCAUCAGCCACAUCCCCUACAACACCCUUUCCAAGAUGAGGGAAUUGGAGAAGCUGGAUCUGUCCAACAACAACUUGACCACCCUGCCCAAGGGCCUGUUUGAUGACCUCGACAGCCUCUCUCAGCUCCUGCUGAGAAACAACCCCUGGUAUUGUGGAUGUAAUCUCAUGUGGUUGAGAGACUGGGUCAAGGCCCGGGCUGCAGUGGUGAAUGUGAGGGGUCUGAUGUGCCAAGGGCCCGAUAAGGUCAGAGGCAUGGCUAUCAAGGACAUAACCAACGAGAUGGAUGAAUGCUUUGAUGUGGGCCCACAGAGCAAUUCAGGUGUGGCUGUGGCAGCCAAGACAACUGCCAGCAAUGCUGCAGUCACAACCCCACAGGGCUCCCUCUUCACCCUCAAGUCCAAGAGACCUGGCAUCCAACUGCCCGAUUCAAACAUUGACUACCCAAUGGCCACUGGAGCAGGAGCCAAAGCACUGGUUCUCAACGUCAAGCCACUGACUGCCGACAGCAUCCGCAUCAGCUGGAAGGCAAUGCUGCCAGCAGCCUCUUUUCGCCUCAGUUGGUUACGCUUGGGUCACAGCCCAGCUGUGGGUUCUAUCACAGAGACCCUGGUGCAAGGUGACAAGACAGAGUACCUGCUGACGGCCCUGGAGCCCAAAUCAACCUACAUCAUCUGCAUGGUCACUAUGGAGACAGGAAGCACCUACGUGCCCGACGAAACCCCCGUCUGCGCCAAGGCCGAGACAGCAGACAUGUACAGUCCCACUACCACCCUCAACCAUGAACAAAACAUGGAUCCAUUGGCCGGGUUGCCAUUAGCAGGGAUUAUUGGUGGGGCAGUAGCCUUGGUCUUCCUCUUCCUGGUCUUGGCUGCCAUUUGCUGGUACGUCCACCGGACGGGAGAGCUGCUGACUCGUGAACGAGGCAGUCGGAAGAAAGACGACUAUGUGGAGUCGGGCACCAAGAAGGAUAAUUCCAUCCUGGAAAUAAGAGGGCCUGGCUUACAGAUGCUACCAAUCAACCCCCACCGGGCAAAGGAAGAGUAUGUCAUCCAUACCAUAUUCCCUUCCAAUGGAACCAGUCUUUACAAAAGCACCCACACCAUCGGCUACGGCACAACGCGGGGGUACAGAGACGGGGGAAUCCCAGACAUAGACUAUUCAUAUUCAUGAUGCAAAAUCCCCCUCCUCCCACAUAUAACGCCCAGUCCCCACCCUUCCCUGUUUUUACCCCCUCCCCAUCACGCACCCCAGGUUUUUUUGCCAAGAUGGAAAAAGAAAAUCGCAAAACAAAAACUAUUUUCCGAGCAGAACCAGGAGGAACAAAUGGGAGGGGAGGGGAGGAAAUUUUACAAAAAAACCCUUAUUUUGUAGGAAAAAAUCACAAAAAAAGAAAUUUUAAAAAAGUAGACAUGGAGGGGAAAUACAUAAUUUAUAUUUAAUAUGCCAGAUUAAAACAAAACCCGGCUCAGACCAUACAGAAACCUUGGGUUACUAUUGUUUCCCUGCCCCUAAGGGUGUGGGGCGGUGGUGGUUAAGGGGAAGACCUAGCAAGGAGUUUUAAAAGAAAAAUGAAAAAUGAAAAACAAAAAUGCUACC